Messenger RNA from Papaver somniferum (opium poppy), 1617 nucleotides. RefSeq names its product monooxygenase 2-like. Lineage: Eukaryota; Viridiplantae; Streptophyta; Magnoliopsida; Ranunculales; Papaveraceae. The record is from RefSeq and is a predicted model, not a curated record. Gene Ontology annotation, molecular function: FAD binding. Bases 41 to 1351 code for a protein of 436 amino acids. The transcript has 5 exons.
AAGUAGUGAGGCCUCCAUUAGAUCAUUAGUGAAUGAGAUCAUGGAAAAUGUUGUGAUGGAAGAGGAGGUAGUGAUAGUUGGAGGUGGAGUUGCAGGUUUGGCAACAGCCUUGGCACUGAAUAGAGUUGGAGUAAGAAAUUUAGUGUUAGAAAGAUCAAGUGAGCUGAGAGUCAGUGGUCCUGGCUUGACUCUUUUCUCAAAUGCUUGGAUUGCUCUUGAAUCACUUGGUGUUGCUCACAAACUUACUUCUGUGUACAAACCUUACAAAAGAGUAAAAGUGACUGACGUUGCAAAUGGAGUUUCUCUUAAUUUUCAAAAAGAAGCUACCCAAGAGGCUAUCUUAUCAGCGAAAGAAGGGGAGGAAUGGAUGGCAACUGGACUUAGGACUGUACACAGAAGAGCCUUAUUUGAAGCUCUACUUGAGGAAUUACCGACCGAUACGGUUCGUUUUUCUUCUAAGCUUAUCUCAAUUGAGAAAACAAAAGCACGUCAAGGUAACGAUUCAUUGGUGAUCAUACAUUUAGAAGAUGGGACAACAAUUCAUACCAAGGUUUUAAUAGGGUGUGAUGGGGUGCACUCACUGGUGUCAAAAUGGUUAGGGCUUAAAGACGUGGUUAAUUCAGGACGAUGUGCAAUGCGUGGAUUAGGGGUGUUUCCUGAAGGUCACGGAUUGAAUCACGAAAUGCAACAAUUUGUUGAUAUAGGUCGCAGGUUUGGCAUUCUUCCAGUUAAUAAUGAAGAAGUCUAUUGGUUCAUGUCUUAUCAAUCUAUCCCCACUAAAGAUGCAGAAAUGGCUAAAGGAGAUCCAAAAGUCAUACAAAAGACAAUGUUAGAGAGUGUUUAUGGUUCACCACAAGUAGUUAGCGAUGUAAUACAACAAUCUGAUAUGCAGAGUUUAUCUUGGGUACCACUAUCAUUUAGAUACCCAUGGGAUCUUAUCUUCGGACGUCUAUCAGAUGGUACAAUAACUAUAGCAGGUGAUGCAAUGCAUCCGAUGACACCAGACUUAGGUCAGGGUGGUUGUGCAGCACUAGAAGAUGCUGUGGUAUUAGGUCGUCAUAUAGGAAACUCGUACAUUAGAAAUGGUGGAAUGAUAUCACAAGAGGACUUAGAGGUUGAGAUAGGAAUGUAUGUUAAAGAGAGGAGAUGGAGAACUGCUGGUUUGAUCACAGCUUCGUAUCUUUCUGGUUGGGUUCAACAAAGUGGCAGCAGUGGUAUAGGAUCUUCCUUGAAAGGAUUUGGAUGGCUGAUGAAAUUUCUUCGUGAUACAGUAUAUUAUAAGAUUAUUUAUCCACGGCUCGGAGGUUUUUUACGUUAUGAUUGCGGGAAGUUACCAUCGGGAUUAGCUUAGUUCCGAUAGAGUUGAUGCUAUACAUAUGUUGAGAAUUUCCCACUUUGUAUCGGCAAUAAGAUCUCGUAGCUGAUAAGCCUUGGGUAAUCCAAACCUCCUUGUAAGCUAGUUCCAGAGUUAGUUAGGUCCAUGGACUUCAAUAUGCAUUAUCAGACUUGUUGAUUUUCUAUUUGUAUUCGAAAUCCUUCCACUCUGUUUAUGUUAAUUCGGUUUGUAUUCAUAAUUUGUACAUCUGAUUCACUUUGUAAUUGCAAGUGACUCAUCUU